AUGAAUGAAACAGGAGGCGUUGGAUCCCCACAACUUAAAGGUUUGUCUGCAAUAGAAAACAGAUUUUUAGGCAUAUUGGGCCCAACUUUUUAUAAAGGUGUUGGAAGACUUGAACAUGGCUUGAGUAGUUUUGGCAUUUCAAAACCCAACAUUGAAGAAAUGAAAAUAGGUAAUUUACCAUCUACCUCUCCAUCUACUUCAAGCCAAAAUAAUAUUUCUAGCCAGGACCAAACAUCAGAUAUUCCAAUAGCUUCUUCUAGCCAGAAAGAAAUCUGCAUCCAACAGCAAGUCCCAGUGAUUGAAACAGUUGCACCAAAAAGACAAUUAUUAGAAGAUCACGAUUAUUUGAAAGCUCCGAUGCAAAAUCCGAAGCGCUUUAAGAGCAAAAAUGAAGACCCAAUGGAGACAAUAUACAGAGAAACACUUUCUGAACUUAAAGAAAUUAGAGUGUGUUUGCAAGAUUUGAUGAAUAGUAAUAGAGGUAUUCACUUAGCUUUGCAGGAAAUUGCCAGUAAAAUGUGCAAAGAAUAA
Molecule: messenger RNA, 531 nt
Organism: Ceutorhynchus assimilis (cabbage seed weevil)
Lineage: Eukaryota; Metazoa; Arthropoda; Insecta; Coleoptera; Curculionidae
Source: the annotation of a GenBank genome assembly